Penicillium canariense is the source of this 2121-nucleotide messenger RNA. RefSeq names its product ATP-binding cassette long-chain fatty acid transporter PXA2. NCBI's taxonomy places the organism in Eukaryota, Fungi, Ascomycota, Eurotiomycetes, Eurotiales, Aspergillaceae. The coding region runs from base 1 to 2121 and encodes 706 amino acids. The transcript is spliced from 4 exons. Gene Ontology annotation, biological process: very long-chain fatty acid catabolic process; fatty acid beta-oxidation; peroxisome organization. The record is from RefSeq and is a predicted model, not a curated record. Gene Ontology annotation, molecular function: ATP hydrolysis activity; ABC-type transporter activity; long-chain fatty acid transmembrane transporter activity. Gene Ontology annotation, cellular component: peroxisomal membrane.
AUGGCUGUUCAGUCAAAACUAUUGCCGCCCGACCGCUCCGUCAAGCAGAUCCUCUCCAGUGUGACCUCCCUGUACUUCCGACACCGAACUGGCAUAUCCCGCACCGUCUAUCUUGCCCUCUUUGCUGCGCUCGCCAAGCGAAUUCACAAUGCAAUCUCGGAACAGAAAGCUGCCUCGCAGCAGGUGGAGCUGCGCCGCCGGCCUGGCACCAGCUCCCUCGGUGAUGAGGAACAACCGCGGAAGAAGCGGGUGGAGAUCAACCGGGAAUUCUUCAAGCACUUGCUACGUCUAUUGAAGAUUGUGAUCCCUGGCUGGCGGAGUAAGGAGCUGCGGCUUCUGGUGAGCCACAGCGUUUUUCUCGUGCUACGGACUCUGCUGAGCCUGUACGUGGCCGAGCUGGAUGGCCGACUGGUGAGCAACCUGGUGCGGGGAAAGGGCAAGGAUUUCUUGCUAGGUCUUGUGUGGUGGAUGAUUGUGGCUAUUCCAGCGACAUUCACAAACUCCAUGCUAUCCUAUCACCAAUGCAAGCUCUCCCUCAGCUAUCGCAAACGGUUGACCGACUAUAUACACGACAAGUACCUGUCAAAUAUGACAUUCUACGCCAUCUCCGCCCUGGACGACCGGAUCAAGAACCCCGACCAACUAGUCACGGUCGACGUGUCGCGCUUCUCCGAUAGCUUGGCAGAACUAUACUCCAACCUGGCCAAGCCGAUCCUAGACAUGUGCAUCUACAACUACUCCCUCUCUAAGAAUGUCGGAGGAGAAGGACUCUUCAUCAUGAGCUUGCUAGUCCAACUGUCAGCAAAUGUCAUGCGCAUGCUAACGCCGCCAUUUGGCAAAUACGUCGCAGACGAGGCUCGACUUGAGGGUGAAUUCCGUUUCCUCCACUCACGACUCAUCGAUUAUAGCGAAGAAGUCGCGCUCUAUCAUGGCCACGAGGCCGAGAAGGAUACCCUAGAUAAGGGCUAUUUCACAUUAAUCAAGCAUGUAAAUCGCAUUUUGCGGCGGCGUCUUUAUCAUGGAUUCAUGGAGGAUUUCGUCAUCAAGUAUUUCUGGGGUGCGCUUGGCUUGGUUCUUUGCAGUUUGCCAGUCUUCUUCAAGAUCCCUGGUCAGGUCACUCAGACCAUGGGAGAUCGUACCGAAAGCUUUGUUACAAACCGACGGAUGCUGCUGUCCUCGUCGGAUGCAUUUGGUCGCCUGAUGUUCUCAUACAAGGAAAUAUCGGAGUUAGCCGGUUACACCUCCCGUGUCUCGUCACUCCUGGAGGUCAUGGACGACUUGGUAGCUGGACGUUUUGAGAAGAAGCUGGUCUCUUCGGCGUCAACCGAGGAAAAUGCAGCUGUCUUAUCUGGCCGCGGCGAAGUCAUGGAGAGUGAGUCUAUCGAAUUCACCGAGGUUCCAAUCGUCUCGCCGAACGGCGAUGUCCUUGUGCGCAGGUUGUCGUUCACCGUUCACCCCGGUGACCAUCUGCUCAUUGUCGGACCCAAUGGGUGUGGCAAAUCCUCCCUCUUCCGUAUCCUCGGUGGGCUCUGGCCAGUGUACGGAGGCACAGUCAGGAAACCUCGGUUCGAGGACAUCUUUUACAUCCCCCAGCGACCCUAUCUGUCUCGCGGGACGCUGAGGCAGCAAGUCAUCUACCCCGAUGGCGUGCGCGAGAUGCGCGCCAAAGGUGUCACUGAUGCGGAUCUAUAUGAGAUUCUGUCGGUGGUUGAGAUCGCAUCUGUUGUCGACCGGCCCGGUGGUUGGGAUGCUGAGGAAGAAUGGCGCGACGUGUUGUCAGGCGGCCUGCAGCAGCGCAUCGCCAUGGCUCGCUUGUUCUAUCACCGUCCCAAGUUCGCCAUCCUUGACGAGUGCACUUCCUCUGUGACGCUGGAGAUCGAGAAAGUCAUGUACGAGACUGCCAAGAAACUAGGCACCACCUUAAUGACGGUAUCGCACCGCCGCAGUCUGUGGAAGUAUCACCGGAAGAUCCUCCAGUUCGAUGGACAGGGCAGCUACGUCUUCACUGAUCUCGACUGGGAGCGACGGCUGGAACUGGAAGAUGAGAAGGACGAACUUGAGCUACAACUGCGGGCUGUGCCAGAACUCCAGCGACGGGUGGCGGAAUUAACAGCGACCUAA